AAAAAGAAGAAAAAAAAACCCAUCAAAAGUAAAGCCAAAAAGAAUGGAAGAAUCAAUAACUCUCUACUCAUUUCUUUCUCUUAUAUUUUUCAUCAUUUGUUUAAACUUGUUUCUUCGAUCAAGAAGACGCCGUAAAAACCUCCCCCCAAGCCCACCGUCACUCCCCAUUGUUGGCCACCUUCACCUCCUAAAACCACCCAUCCAUCGUUUGCACCACACUUUCUCCCAAAAAUAUGGUCCGAUCUUCUCUCUCAAGCUUGGUUCCCGGCUCAUGGUCGUGGUGUCGUCCUCGACCGCAGCCGAGGAAUGUUUGAUCAAGAAUGAUAUCAUUUUCGCAAACCGACCCAAGUUCAUCAUCGCCAAGCACUUAGGCUACAAUUACACUACACUUAUCUCCUCGUCUUACGGUGAUCAUUGGCGCAACUUACGUCGAAUUGGUGCCACCGAGAUCUUCUCUUCGGGUCGCUUAAACGCCUCCGUAAACGUUCGGAAAGACGAAACCAGGCGGUUGAUGCUAAGACUGUCGACUGAUUCGCGUCAGGACUUCGUCAAAGUGGAGCUGAAACCCAUGCUUUCCGACUUGACGUUUAACAACAUAAUGAGGAUGUUGGCGGGAAAACGGUACUACGGGGAUGAAGUGACGAAUGAAGAAGAAGCCAGGGAGUUUAGGGAGCUUAUGGUGGAGGUAGCUAAGAACAGUGGAACGGGAAAUCCAGCAGAUUACUUGCCUGUGUUGAACUGGUUUGGUCUAGGGUUUGAAGGAAAGCUGAAAAAGCUUGGAAAAAGAUUGGAUGGAUUUUUGCAAAAGUUGGUUGACGACCAUCGAAGUAAUAAACUGAAGAAUAAUAGUAUGAUUGAUCAUCUCCUUUCCAUGCAAGAAUCUGAUCCUCUUUACUACACUGAUGAAAUUAUCAAGGGGUUCAUAAUGGUGAUCCUAUUUGCAGGAACUGAUACAUCAUCAGUGACAAUGGAGUGGGCAAUGGCCAAUUUGUUAAAUCACCCGCAAGUGCUGAAGAAAGCUAGAGAUGAAAUAGACAAUUUAAUUGGUGAAGAAAAGCUGAUUGAAGAAUCAGAUGUUCCCAAACUGCAUUACCUUCAAAGUAUAAUAUAUGAGACACUUAGGUUAUACCCUGCAGCGCCUCUUUUGGUCCCACACAUGCCAUCCACUGAUUGCAGCAUAGGAGGAUACGACGUGCCAAGUGGCACAAUUGUGUUGGUGAACGCAUGGGCCAUCCAUCGAGACCCGAACGUAUGGGAUGAUCCAACAAGCUUUAAGCCUGAGAGAUUUGAUGGUAAUAGUGAGAAAAUAGAGCAUUCUCAGAAGCUCUUGCCGUUUGGGUUGGGUAGGAGGUCGUGUCCAGGGGCCAAUCUAGCUCAACGAACGGUGGGUCUGGCUUUAGGAUCAUUGAUUCAGUGCUUUGAAUGGGAAAGAAUUGAGGGGAAGGAAAUUGAUAUGAGCGAAGGUAGAGGGACCAUCAUGCCUAAACUUCACCCUUUCGAAGCUUUGUGUAAAGCUCGCCCCAUCGUCGAUAAGCUUUUCUAUUAACAUUUUUUCUUUUUAUAUUUAAAUACUUUGUACUUUACUAAGUGAUUUUUUGGAAUGAGAUUGUCAAUGAAGUUAUUUUACAACA
Messenger RNA from Gossypium raimondii (Peruvian cotton), 1631 nucleotides. Its product is annotated as cytochrome P450 81Q32. Gene Ontology annotation, molecular function: monooxygenase activity; oxidoreductase activity, acting on paired donors, with incorporation or reduction of molecular oxygen; iron ion binding. Bases 44 to 1546 code for a protein of 500 amino acids. The transcript has 2 exons. The record is from RefSeq and is a predicted model, not a curated record. NCBI's taxonomy places the organism in Eukaryota, Viridiplantae, Streptophyta, Magnoliopsida, Malvales, Malvaceae.